Syngnathus acus (greater pipefish) is the source of this 2242-nucleotide messenger RNA. It is a transcript of the gene grapa, whose product is annotated as GRB2 related adaptor protein a. The transcript is spliced from 5 exons. The record is from RefSeq and is a predicted model, not a curated record. Gene Ontology annotation, molecular function: protein binding. Lineage: Eukaryota; Metazoa; Chordata; Actinopteri; Syngnathiformes; Syngnathidae. The coding region runs from base 958 to 1608 and encodes 216 amino acids.
ACUUUCUCAACAACUCCAGGGGUCUUCAUGCGAGAGUGAAUUUCGCUGCGAAAAAAUGACGCAAGAUCAACCAUCACUCCACUCGACCCGUUUCUGCUGCUGGGUUCACACAUGCAUACGAACGGUACAUGUCACUCACACAUUGCUGGCUCUCUGUCGUCAUGAAAUAUUCAACACAGUUCAUUCUAUUUUAUGUGGCACGUAGCAUAUAUCACAUCUAAAUAUAUCGACAAGACUUUUUUUUUUUAAAAAGAUUUAAGAGGCCUCGACAUGAGCGGGCGCAAUAACGAUGGAAGCCAUCUAACCUCCAUGACUCAACAUUACACUCAUUAGUCUGCAAACAUCAAUGCAAUAUAUCAAUCCCUGCAGCACAUCAUUUUUCAGUUCAUUCAGAUUUUGAUUUCAAAAUGAGAAAGCCUCUUUUAUGCUCAGCGCAAGAUGGAACUCAAAUAUAUCAGACACAAUGAAAACAGUAGAGGCCCCGGAAUUGAACCCUGUGGAACACCAUACGACAGUGCAACACAAAUAGGAUGUUGCUCAUUUUUGAAAACAAAGUCUUGCUUUUAUCGAGAUGCACAUGAUCAACGUUCAGCUAAGUGUAGAAAGAAACCACAAACCUUAUGAGACAAAUGUUCAUACACAGGAAGUGCCUCCCACUCUCUUAUCCUGUGUGUGUGGUCUGUUUUUCUCUCGCUCGCUCGCUCGCUCUCUUUCAGAAUGUUACUCAUGGCAGUGUGUUGCUGAGCACCAGCCAGUUGUGUUUCUCCUCUCUGAGCUCACAACGCUCUCUCAUCCUUUUGCUCCGCAGACACAGCGGGCACCAUCUCAUCUUCUUUCAGAUUGUCCUCUUUUCAUUUCAUUUUUUUAUAUUUCCAUUCCCUCAUCAUUCUGGAACACUUGUGGAAAGUAUUUGACUGAGUUGUGUGGGAGUGCGUGCGUGCUCUGGUGGUUAUCAGCAUGGAGGCAGUGGCACUGUAUACGUUUCGUGCCACCGAGGGUGAUGAACUCAGUUUCAACAAAGGAGAGUUGUUAAAGAUCACCAACAUGGAGGAUGAUCCCAACUGGUACACAGCCGAGCUGGACAACAGAAAAGGCUUUGUGCCAAAGAACUAUAUCAACCUGCGGCCACACGCGUGGUUUGCAGGUCGUAUAUCUCGCGGUGUGGCGGAAAGUCGACUUCGACACCGGGAAUGUGGAGCGUUUUUAGUCCGAGAGAGCGAGAGCGCUCCUGGGGAGUUUUCCAUGUCGGUCAGUUAUGGUGACCACGUCCAACAUUUCAAGGUACUGCAGGACCGUUGCAGUCAAUACUACGUGUGGGAUGAGCUCUUCUCCUCCCUGAAUGAGCUUGUGGAGUUCUAUCAUAGCAACAGUAUCGCUAAAGAGAGGACCGUCUUUCUGCGAGACCCCGAACACUUUGCAAGACGUCCUCACCAUGCCCACGCUCUCUUCGACUUCAACCCUCACCACCCCUCGCAGCUCCGUUUCCUGCGGGGUGACGUCAUCGAGCUCAUUGACUGCUCCGACUCACUGCGCUGGAGGGGCCGUUGCCAUGGACACGUGGGCUACUUUCCUCCGGAGUAUGUCCAGCCCGUUUACCAUUGUCAGUGAGCCCACACAUAUAAGUGGGCCUUCUCAUCCACGUCACUUCCACCGCUUCUCUGUUCUUGGCUACCAGUCAUCUUUUGGAGCAGAUGGCCUGGAGAUUGACUAGUGAUGCAAUCAUUUAAAAAAAAAAAAACUUCUGUUGACCACUUCCUGGGCAAAACCUGACCAGCUGUGACUGGCACAACAUCUACUCCAGUUCCAUAGAAUCAGUAACACCAUUCAAGGCGUGUAAACAACUUUUUACUCCACUAAUGCACCAGUAGAAAUUUUUGAUCCAAACCAUUCUAUAAUAUACCGGGUUUUUUUUCGGCAUAUCCACAAUGUUUGUGGAGAGCAAUGGAAGUUCAUGUACGAUUUUUCCCGAAAUACUUGAAGAGCACAUUGAAUUGUAUGAUAGUGUGAAUAGGCCCCAAAAAGAGAAUCACAAAUUGUACCCUGUUUGAACUGUAAAUCAGACCAGUUGUGUGUGGUUUUCUUUUUUUUUGUAUAUAAUGUUGUAUUUACCAUAUCUUAGUAAAUUCCUGGUCAAAUAAAAAAUUGUAUAAAUGUUUUCGGUCACAGCAACUAACUAGAGAGAGUCACAGAGUAUUUCAUGACAAAUGUGAGUCAUUUAAAUAAAUUCUCUUCUGAAGACUGA